This is a messenger RNA of Toxorhynchites rutilus septentrionalis, 1898 nucleotides long. RefSeq lists its product as uncharacterized. The coding region runs from base 434 to 1471 and encodes 345 amino acids. The transcript has 6 exons. The record is from RefSeq and is a predicted model, not a curated record. Lineage: Eukaryota; Metazoa; Arthropoda; Insecta; Diptera; Culicidae.
CAGUAAACCUUGCGAAUUGAGUGGAAGAAGGUCACCGAAUUGGGUUCUACGUUCCGUCGGUAAAAUCACCCAUCGCGGCUGAAGUGGUGGUUGGUAGUUGUGCGAAAUCAUUGCGUACGCGCGGUAUGCUUAUGCCUCCCCCGCUUGUGAUGAUGUUUGAGACUGGCUGCGUGCUUUGUUGUGAAUUCUGAACAGGUAGUGCUCCCACCUGCAAAGCAUUUCCCAGUUGGAAAAUCCCGUCCCAGGUCUAGAUCUUGCGCUCAUUGUUACCGGAAUCCAGAACACCUUGUGAGAACAAAAUAAACAAAACAGUGGUUUAAUGAAAAUUAAGUGUGCUUUAGGCGGGAGAAAAGUGCGUUCAAGGAGUGCAGUGUUUGUGGAACGAUACCAUUCCAGUGAAGUGGAUUGCAAGCAUUAGACAGCAGCGACUAAAAUGCGUUACGCGUGGAUCGUGGCGGCAAGUGCAUUGCUAGCGUUUGCCAAUUUCGUCAAGGCGCAGGAAACGGCCAGAAACCUGUACAGCUCCAGAUAUGACAACCUGGACAUCGAUACGAUACUUUCGAGUAAUCGACUCGUGAACAACUAUGUAGAUUGUCUGCUCAGCCGAAAGCCCUGCCCGCCAGAGGGAAAGGAUUUGAAACGAAUCCUCCCGGAAGCGUUGCGAACCAAGUGCGGCCGCUGUUCUGCGACGCAGAAAGAAAACGCAUUGAAAAUCAUAACAACACUGUAUAACAACUACCCGGCUCAAUAUCAAGCGCUUCGUGAGCGCUGGGACCCAUCGGGCGAGUAUCAUCGCCGCUUUGAAGAGUACCUCCGGGGAUUGCAGUUCAAUCAGAUUAGUAGCAACAAUGGCAAUAGUGCUAGUGGUGCCUCUAACGAUCGUCCGGUAAGAAACGAUAUCGACCGGGAUCAGUCCCAGAUACAGCUGCAGACGCUACCCUCGGUAGGUGUGCUAACAAACCGUUUUGGAGACGUCGACAAUGUGCAAUCGACAAGCAGACCAACGAGCCCCCCAACGACGACCCCUCGUCCAACUACUGCACCGCCUCCAACUGUGCGACCGACCACAAGGCCAGCGGUCAGGCAGACUACUUCCCGUAUUAUCACACCCAGGACGACGACAUCCAGAUUGAUGGUAACGGAACCACCCGUAGCUGCUGUACCGCUUCAGCCCCAAUCGGUGCCGGUCAACAGAGUUGAAGUAGUAGCACAACCGCCCCAAACUCAAGCCCCGAGCACCAGUGUGAUCACCACACCGAAUAAUGUUAUCGAUCACUUUUUUAUUCCACCCGGCCAACAGAACGGAUCCGUUGGUAACCCGAACCAGAGCCCAAUCGUGGGUCUGUUCAACCAGAUUGGUACCAAGCUGGCCACCACAGCGGAUGCCCUGGCUGGGAUGCUGCGGAAAACCGUGGAUGUCAUCGUGAGCUCACAUCUUCAAGCCCAUCAACGGGCAUCGAGGAGCUUUUGAGGAGCAGUCAUUGCGAGCUGUAGUGUGCGCUUCCCAGUGCCAGUGGAGGGAAUUCUUGCCGUUUUAGGCAUUCUGCAACGGGCAUCAAAGCGUCCGUCGGAAGGUGAUCGCAAAUUAUUAUCAAAUUAGAAAGGUAAGAUGAUUUUGAGGAGAUGAAACGUAUUUGAUACUCCUCAGCACAAUAGCAUAGCUGAGAAAUUUAAAUUUUGGUCGAGACUGUUUUUGAAGUGAUAUUGUGAAGAAGCUGGAGGGGAUAUAUAGUUAAUAGCUUUUUUGCUUUUUUGAUAAAAAAUCUACAGAUAAAUUUGAAUUGAAAAUGUUGGUAAGAUAAGCUCAAAGCUACAACAAUAAAGAAUGGUUGUCGAUGGACUGAAAUUGCUCAGUAUAAAUUAUGUUUUUAUAAUACGAAUAAAAAUAGUAUUUUUAA